This is a messenger RNA of Alnus glutinosa, 1652 nucleotides long. RefSeq lists its product as uncharacterized. The transcript is spliced from 6 exons. The coding region runs from base 377 to 1405 and encodes 342 amino acids. The record is from RefSeq and is a predicted model, not a curated record. Lineage: Eukaryota; Viridiplantae; Streptophyta; Magnoliopsida; Fagales; Betulaceae.
AACCCAGAACGAUGCCGUUCAGCGGCCUGUUUCCAGUGUUUCAUUUUCUUCCUCGUGUGGGUUCGAGCCGUACACUUAUGCUUAGAUUGCGCACAAUCUGAACGAAAAGGAAAAACAAAAGCCAAAGCAGAGAAGAGAGAGAGAGAGAGAGAGCGUGCAACGGUCGAAGCAUCUAAUCAUAUUGUUCUUCACGAGAAAAAGCUCGAACCCAUCAAACCUCUCUAUCCAUUUUUUUUUUUAUUAUUAUUUUUGGGGUUUUGAUUGAGGAGCUAAAAUGAGGGAGAACGGAAAAGAAAACCAAAGGGAAAGAAAUUGAGAAAGUAUCUGCCAGACUGCCAAUGCCUUUUCUUCAGCUUCCUUUUUGAGCUUCAAAACAAUGGCCGACGAUCUCUGUUCCUUCAACAAGGAUAUUUUUGUCAUAAAGGUACCCAAGAAAUCUCCAUUGGCGUUGAGGAUGAUUGUCUUGGUCUUUGCGAUGGUCUGUGGCGUGUAUAUAUGCUCAAUUUGUGUGAAGCAAAUUAGCACACACAGCAAGGUCGGAUUUCUGAAUAUCCCAUUGAUCCAAAAGCCGUGUCCAGAACCAUAUAUCGAACCAUGGGAAAUUCCUUACGUGCACUACCCUAAACCAAAAACUUAUAGCAGGGAUGAAUGUGCAUGUAAUCCCGUGCGGUAUUUUGCCAUUUUGUCAAUGCAGAGAUCUGGGAGUGGAUGGUUUGAGACAUUGUUAAACAAUCAUACUAACAUAAGCUCUAAUGGUGAGAUUUUCUCUGUUAAAGUUAGGAGAAGUAAUAUUUCAACAAUCGUUGAGACUUUGGACAAAAUUUAUAAUCUCGACUGGCUCAAUAGUGCCUCAAAGAAUGAGUGUACAGCCGCAGUUGGCUUAAAGUGGAUGCUUAAUCAGGGUCUGAUGCAACAUCAUGCAGAAAUAGUAGAGUACUUUAAUACUCGGGGAGUUUCGGUUAUAUUUCUCUUCCGAAGGAAUCUUCUGCGUAGGAUGAUUUCAGUACAGGCAAAUUUGUACGAUCGAGAUGCGAAGCUAUUAAAUGGAACGCACAAGUCUCAUGUGCAUUCACCCCAUGAGGCAGAGAUACUUGCAAAGUACAAGCCUAUACUCAAUGCAACAUUACUGAUUCCAAAUCUGAAGCAAGUGGAAGAGACAACUGCCAAAGCUUUGGAGUAUUUUAAGAGCACCCGGCACAUCAUUCUAUACUAUGAGGACGUAGUUAAAAACCACACUAUAUUGAUGGACCUUCAAGAUUUCCUGAAGGUUCCACAUAGGGAGUUAAAGAGUCGUCAGGUGAAGAUACACAAAGGUUCUCUAUCUAAUCAGAUAGAGAAUUGGGUUGAUGUCGAAAAGACGCUCAAGGGAACUCAUUAUGAAAGUUUCCUCCAUGCAGACUAUUGAAAGUAAAGCACUGGUGAUGUAUAUAGGAUGCUCCGUUCUUUAACCCUUUUCUUUUUUGCCACAGGGAUCCAACAGGACACCACCCUGUUGAAAUUUUGGCCGUGGCACUUGCGUUUUGCUUUCAGCUUCUUCUUCUUUUUUUUUCCCUUCCCAACUAAUAUUUUAUUGAUUCUUUUCUUUUUACCGUUCCUUUUUGUAUGAACUUUGAGCUGAUCAAGAAUGAAAAAUGCAGUUUCACCAAGGAAAA